Messenger RNA from Ananas comosus (pineapple), 816 nucleotides. RefSeq names its product RING-H2 finger protein ATL79-like. The transcript has a single exon. The coding region runs from base 87 to 620 and encodes 177 amino acids. NCBI's taxonomy places the organism in Eukaryota, Viridiplantae, Streptophyta, Magnoliopsida, Poales, Bromeliaceae. The record is from RefSeq and is a predicted model, not a curated record.
UAUACUCUCUCCUCCUCUCUCUCACUUUCUCUCUCUAUCUCAAUCUCUCUUUCACUAACACUCUUCUACUAUACAUCAAUUACACCAUGUCCACCACCACCACCACCACCACCACCAACAGCAACAGCAAGAGCAAUUGGGGCCCAUACGCCGGCGCCGCUGACUUCGGCGCCAACAUGGGCAUCAUUCUCGCCGCCCUCUUCGCCGCCGUCGCCCUCGCCUUAUCCGCCAACGCCGCCAUCCGCUUCCUCCUCUCCCGCCACCGCCGCCGCAACCGCCAACACCCCCAGCCUGCCGACGCCGACCCCGAGAAGCAGCAGCAGGACCAACAGCAGCUGCCGCCUCCGCCGCCGCCGUCGGUCCUGCUCACGUUCUCGUCGGCGUCUGCGGUGAAGUCGUCGGAGUGCGCGAUAUGCCUGACGGAGUUCGCGGAGGGGGACCGGGUGAGGGUGCUGCCGGCCUGCGCCCACGGAUUCCACGGCGGCUGCGUCGAGAGCUGGUGGCUGCAGUCUGCCGCCACAGCCACCGCCGCCCCCGCCCGGCGCCAGUCGUGCCCGACGUGCCGCGCCAGCUGCUGCCUGCAGACGGCGACGGCACCCGCCGGAGGUGGCGCGAGCUGACGAGCCUGCACGCAGAUCGAGAUUGUGCAGCGCGCGCGGUGAGUGAGUGAGGGAAUUAUUGCAUUUUUAGUUAAGACUUUAUUAUUUAUAUAUAUAUAUAUAUAUAUAGUAAUUAAAGGAGGAGAUCAGGAGAGUGUGUAAAGUUUAAUUUGUUUUUUAAUUUGUUCCUCUGUGUGGCUCCCUCGAUCGGUAGAAA